AUGUCCGACCCGAAAAGAAGGUGUGUACAGACAAGCAGGGAUCCUGAAGUAUGGAUGCAAUGGUUCAACGAAAUAUCAAGUGGGGAGGAAAGCCCACUCGAUGAGGAAGACUCGGAUGAAAAAGAAGAGGAUGUGUGUGUGGAAAGUGACCAUCAUGAGACAGAGUCUGAACAAGAAAUACCGGAGGUAGAUCAAGAUGAGCCUGAUUGGGAAGAAGAAACCGAUGAAGGAGAAGCUGAUACAUUUUACUGGGGAAAAGACAAAGUUACGAAGUGGAAGAAGGGUAGAUCCAACACUCAAGUGCGUACUCGGUCUCAGAACAUAAUAAAAUUGUUGCCCGGAACAAAAGGUAGUGCGCGAAAUGCCAGGAGUGAAACUGAUUGCCUAAAACUAUUUAUAAAUGACACGGUGAUAAGAAUUAUAACUAUUUCUACCAACAUAUAUAUCAUGAAAGUCAAAAAUUCGCAUACAUCUGUAUAUACUGAUCCGUCUAGUGGCAGUGAUGAUGAUACAAGCACCACAAACACAGAUACAGAUGUCUCGCUUAGUGAGAUUCAAGAUAUAGCGGCAUUACAAGAAGAAGAUAAGAGAACACGAAGACUACCAGAUCGUUUUGGGUUUGGUAACAUGUGUACUACUAAUUCUUGUUCAGAAGCCGAACAAAUAGAUUUUUAUGAAGCACUGAAUGGACCAGAAGCUGAUCAGUGGAGAGAGGCCAUACAAGAGGAACUUCGGUCAUUCGAGGACAACAAUGCAUGGGAUAUUGUUGAUAUACCAAGUGAUGCAUCAAUAUUGUUAGACUGGAACUUAAAAAAAUAA
Messenger RNA from Acanthoscelides obtectus, 819 nucleotides. The record is from the annotation of a GenBank genome assembly. Lineage: Eukaryota; Metazoa; Arthropoda; Insecta; Coleoptera; Chrysomelidae.